Molecule: messenger RNA, 3179 nt
Organism: Megalops cyprinoides (Indo-Pacific tarpon)
Lineage: Eukaryota; Metazoa; Chordata; Actinopteri; Elopiformes; Megalopidae
Product: tripartite motif-containing protein 14-like
Exons: 8
Coding region: 207-1874 (555 amino acids)
Biological process (GO): innate immune response
Molecular function (GO): protein binding; zinc ion binding
Source: RefSeq, a predicted model, not a curated record
CUUAAGAGAAGGCUAAGGCUAUCUAGGUUAACGAACUAGGCAGAUUACCGGCUGGUGCUCGAAUGAUGACACGUUAGCUCAGCAAGCUGAUAGUCGCUGUACGCUGGACCGAAGUUGCAGGCCUACGCAACGGGGAAGGAGAUCAUAUUAAAGUUACAAUAGGACUGCGUGAGACACUGUGGAAGAGCGUGGAAGAGCUCGGGAACAUGGCGGAGGGACUCUCCCCCUCGGCGCCUGCAUGCGGUGGGAGCCAGGGCCCCGUGGAGCCCACAUGCGGGGUGUGCCAGGACGCCUGCCGGGUGCCCGUCAUGCUCUCCUGCUGGCACCCCUUCUGCCUGGGCUGCAUUGAACGCGUGUGGUGUCAGAACCCCGGCCUGGACCACGGCUGCCCCGUGUGCUUGCGGGUGCCCCUCUUGCAGGACGGCCCCCCCGGGGGAGGUGCUUGCGACACCCUGCCGGGGGUCCUGUGCGACUUCUGCCUGGGCGAGAGGCUCCCGGCUGCCAAGACGUGCCUGACCUGCCUGGCGUCCUUCUGCGAGGCCCACCUGCAGCCGCACCUGUCCGGCGAGGCCUUCCGCUGCCACCGGCUCACGGAGCCCAGCCAGGACCUGAGCGGCAGCUGCUGCGCUGAGCACGGCAAGCCCCUGGAGAUGUUCUGCAAGGACUGCAAGCUGUGCGUGUGCAACGUCUGCCCUAUCCUGGGCCGCCACCACGGACACCGCAUCAGCGUGGUGGAGCAGGAGGCCGUGACCAAACGGGACCUACUGAAGAUUUGCCUGAACAGGCUCAGCUGCAAGAACAAGCAGGAAAAUGGCAACAUUAAUCAGAUCCAAAAGGCUGCGGACGAACUGAAGGCCCUGGCACGGGAGACAGACGCCUGGCUGACGCUGCGCUUCACGGAGGUGCGCCUCCUGCUGGACGAGGAGGAGCACGCGGCCAAGGCCCUGGUGGAGGAGCAGACGCGGGCGGCGCUGGAGGUGUACGACGAACAGGUCCAGGCGUGCAGGGAGCGCGUGCGGGCCACCGAUGCCUUCGCAGAGGAGGCACAGAGGAUGUACAAGCUGGACAACAGCGUGCAGCUCCUCAAGGAUUUCACAAUGGCAGAGAAAGACAUACAGACUCACCAGCAGCCUGCUGACCACAUCCACCCGGUUCCCCUUAACUUUGAACAGUUGCACGGUUAUGUCUCCACCUUCCAAAAGGCUCUUAAAACCAUCCUGAAGAAACCACUGGUGCACCGUGUCAAAGACGGACUGACAAAUGGACCGGAUGUCAAACAAGUCCAGACGUUGAUGCACAGGACCAAAAGCACUGGAGACAAGUUGACUCUCCUCCGAUACGCAUGCUCGCCCAUCCUGGACCCGGACACGCUGCACCCCCGCCUGCGCCUCUCCGAGUCCAGAGAGACGGUGAGCAGGGGCUGGCUGAAGAGGUCCUACCCCGACGGCCCCCAGCGAUUCGACCGCCUGCUGCAGGUCCUGGGCCGGGAGUCCUACUUCGCCGGCCGCCGCUACUGGGAGGUGGACGUGCAGUGGGCGGGGAAAGGCUGGUGGGUGGGCGCGGCCUACCGCUCCAUGGGCCGCAAGGGCGACUCGGAGACGUCCCGGCUGGGCUGCAACAAGGCGUCCUGGUGCCUGAAGAGGUACGACCUGGAGUACUGGGCCUUCCACAACGGCACCCGCAUCCCCGUCCUGCUGGAGGACGACCCUGAGCGGCUGGGGGUGUUCCUGGACUACGAGGCCGGCACGCUCAGCUUCUUCGAUGCCCUGUGCGGAAUGAGGCACCUCUACACCUUCCAGGCCAAAUUCACCGAGCCCCUGUAUCCCGCUUUCCGCCUGUGGGAGGGGCCCAUCUCUCUCUGCAAGCUGACGUGAUCUCCCAGCAUGCCUUGCAAUUUUCCACAUCCCAGCAACUCAAGUGCGGUAUGGCUGUUGAACAUUAGGCAUGAGUUUUACAGAAAGGUUUCAAUGUUCAGGUACCAACAGGGUAUUGUGUGGUUUUAGGGUCAACUGAACCCAUGGCUGAAUGGAUAUGGUUAUACAUCUAAUAAUGGAUGUUCAUUUUAACAGACUGGGUACCCUGAUUGGUUGAUUUUUGCACCAAAUGGUUGCACCACUAAAACAUAUCCUCGCAGCAGUGCAUACAGAAGAAUGUGUGCUAUAUGAACAGUAUGUUCAAUGCAGUUUAAUCCACUGGAAGGUUUACAUGAGUGGAAAAUUACAUUGAAUGCCUAGAGUUUGCGUCUCCAACAAUUCAUACAGUGUAUAGAUAAAGGGGCAGAAUGACAUCAAUCAACAAUUUGGAUACUAGGGUUUGAAAAUUGAAUGAAAUGAAAAUCAAAUGGUCAAAUAUGAUGGAACUACUGUGGGAUGUAGCAAGUGGUUUUUUUCUUUCCCUUAUCUAUAUAGCAUACCAUUUGUACGUUAUCCAUUGGAUGCAUCUCUACCUACCACGUCUAUCCCUAUUUUCUAUUAGAAAAAGCUCUCUACACUAGUUUAGCACUUAACUCAACAUUUUACUGACCUCCUGUAGUACUCUUUGAUAACUACUCUUAGCAUUGUGAUGCACUUAUUUGGAACUCGCUCUGCGUAACAGCGUCUGCUAAAUGAGGUAACGCAAUAUAAUAUUUACCCAGGCAAUUUGGAGCAAUUACCACUCAGAACGGUACGACAGCAGUGCCCCAUUUGGCAAUCAACCUGGUAACCUGUUAUCUUUGGGAAACUGUGAGAAUUGGAAUUGGUUGUCUGACGUAAAUAUAAUCACCGCACGGAAUUAAAAUUCAUUGGGCGUUCCAUUUGCCACAGAGGAGGUAUGCUUUAGCCCUUUACUGUUGGAGGGAAGCAAUGAAAUGUAAUCAUUAUCAUCCCUGGAGGGUGUCAGCACUUUGCGCCACUAUCAGGACGAUGCAGACAUUCAGCACAAAAUGAUUCCAACUGCAUCUAAAUGUCUGAUAACAGAAGGUAAAUUACACUAACUCAUUAGCAUUUAGCAAUUUGUGUUUUGAAAGCAAACACCCUUCAAAGUUGUUUUCUAAUACUACCUGACAUGCUAACUGUUAACUUACACUAACAGUACAUCUAUACCCACAUCAAAGUUUUCUGUCCUUUGUAAUGUAUGCAGAAAUGAUGGCUUUAUUUACAGGCUCAUAUACUACAAAAAUAUAUUUUAAAUAAAUAUUA